This is a messenger RNA of Strongylus vulgaris, 336 nucleotides long. The record is from the annotation of a GenBank genome assembly. NCBI's taxonomy places the organism in Eukaryota, Metazoa, Nematoda, Chromadorea, Rhabditida, Strongylidae.
AUGAAAGCCACCCAACAGUACGACUCAUGCGGCGACUACAUUUUCACCAAGCAAGGAGGUGAGGGAGGUGCUUACUGGACAUCUCAAUGGUACCAUCCUUUAGCAGUAGUUCAUAUCACCGUCUCCUUCGAGCAAGAGUGCGCAGCCGAAAUUUCCCUCAAGGAUUUGCUUGAGAGGAGGAGAGUACUGAGGCAGUAUCCUCACUCAAAACUUUUGGAAGCAGCACAAGGGAGAAGUCUAAAGAAGUACCGUCAGAACCUUCUUGACUACCAUAUUCCGCUGUUAACUGAGGACAGGAUUCGCACUCUCGACGUAGGAUGGAAUCGAUCACGAUGA